GUGCCUGCGUAUCAAGCGUCAUACGCUGCCUGAGUAUCGUAUAACUCGCGCCUUCCCGCCUGCAAAUAAGUCCCUAUAUAUUUCCAAUUUCUGCUCAUUUCAACAUCCAAAAUUCCGGAGCUGGUCGAGAAAUCCUUCCCUCGGUACUAUCUCAUUAAACCCAAUCCUAUGCAUCUUUCCGAGCUCGAUUCUUCUUUUUCUUCAAAGAUUUCUCAAGAAGCUUGCGAAAUCAAAUAUCUUCCAUGCCGGAAUUUCGCAAUUCUGCCGUAAAAUCUCGAUUUCUCCUCCGGUUUCUCUGCUACCGUAAAAAAAACGAGGAUUUUUCUCGUUGAAUUACAGGAGAUUUCUAAAUCCCCGAUCCUCACCAGCUUGAAGAAAUUCGGGAGUUCGAAGUAUCAAAGUUAGUAGACAUGGCAAGUGUAACAGUCUGUGCUCGCUUCAGACCUUUGAGUUCAAGAGAAAAGAGAGAUCAUGGCGACAGUGUUUGCAUACGGAGCCUAGAUACCGAGUCUUUUGUGUUCAAGGAUGUGAAGGAAGGAGAUUUGACGUUUUGCUUUGAUAGGGUAUUCUAUCAGCACUCUUCUCAAGAUGAUGUAUAUCAAUUUCUAGCUCUGCCUAUAGUUCGGGAUGCCAUUAAUGCAAUAAAUGGAACAAUCAUUACUUAUGGACAGACUGGAGCUGGGAAGACAUACAGCAUGGAGGGCCCAAGUAUGUCGGAGUGUGAUGGACAGAAAAAAGGAAUACUUCCGCGAGUGGUAAAUGGGCUUUUUGACUGCAUAACAUCUGCCAAUGAUGGAUCCAAGUACAUAGUCAAAUUGUCAAUGGUGGAGAUCUAUAUGGAGAAAGUAAGAGACCUUUUUGAUUUAUCAAAAGAUAAUCUACAGAUUAAGGAGGGCAAGACACGAGGAAUAUUCCUUUCGGGAGCAACUGAGAUAUGUAUCAUGGAUGCUGCAGAAGCUUUGCAAAAGCUUUUUGUUGGGGUUGCUAAUAGGGCAGUUGGAGAGACACAAAUGAAUAUGGCCAGCAGCAGAAGUCACUGUGUUUAUAUAUUUUCAGUCCUUCAAGAAUCUACAAACGAUGGAAGGGUGAAAACUGGAAAACUUGUUCUUGUCGACUUGGCUGGCUCUGAGAAAGUCGAGAAAACCUGUGCUGAGGGAAGAGUUCUGGAAGAAGCAAAGACUAUCAAUAAGUCCCUCUCAGCUCUUGGCAACGUAAUUAAUGCUCUGACGAAUGGCAAAAUGAACCACAUUCCAUAUCGUGAUUCGAAGCUUACGCGCAUCCUACAAGAUGCUCUGGGUGGGAACUCUCGAACUGCUGUUCUGUGUUGCUGCUCUCCGAGCUCCUUAAAUGCAUCAGAAAGCCUGUCUACCCUUCGUUUUGGUGCUAGAGCGAAGCAUGUAAGGACGUCACCACGAGUUAGUAGCAAUGAGGAUAAAGGGGAAGUAAAGCUAGUCACCCACUGUCAAACUAAUAAAAGUGAAUCGCGUGACAGACUGUUGGACCAGUUGAGAGCCAGCCUGAACAUUGAAGAUGUGAAGCUGUUGGAGGAGUUGUUUGUUGUGGAAGGCAUUAUCUUCGAUCCCUGCAUGGCAGUAGAAGACUUUGAAUCAGCUUAUGAAGAUGUAACUAGUCGGACAAUUUCAGCAUUACACCAAACUGUGGAAGAGCUUCUAACAACUAUUGAAACGCUCAAGAAAGAGAACCUUGAUCUUAAGGUCAAAGUAGCAGCUUCUGAGAAGUUCCAUUCAUACUUCAAUGCUGCAGAGAGCUUCUGUUAUUCAGCUACGAUUUUGGGUUUUCUUUGGUUCUUCUCUUCAUGGAUUUGGAGUAUCUUUGGACCAGAUGCUACAAGGAAAAGGUUGCUGUGACGUGUAGAUGUUGAACAUAGACCUGUGGUUAGUUGAAUGAUUCAAUAGAGAAAUCAGUUGCUAACUAGAGUCUAA
Molecule: messenger RNA, 1943 nt
Organism: Magnolia sinica
Lineage: Eukaryota; Viridiplantae; Streptophyta; Magnoliopsida; Magnoliales; Magnoliaceae
Product: kinesin-like protein KIN-1
Exons: 17
Coding region: 411-1868 (485 amino acids)
Biological process (GO): microtubule-based movement
Molecular function (GO): microtubule motor activity; microtubule binding; ATP binding
Source: RefSeq, a predicted model, not a curated record